This is a messenger RNA of Jatropha curcas, 921 nucleotides long. Its product is annotated as dephospho-CoA kinase. Gene Ontology annotation, molecular function: dephospho-CoA kinase activity; ATP binding. Lineage: Eukaryota; Viridiplantae; Streptophyta; Magnoliopsida; Malpighiales; Euphorbiaceae. The record is from RefSeq and is a predicted model, not a curated record. Gene Ontology annotation, biological process: coenzyme A biosynthetic process.
CUGACUUUUGUCUUUUUCUGUUCAAAGAGUCUGCUAUGGCAUCUUCCUUUUAGCUUUCGAUGAUGUCCUAUGAAAUCCGUCCACCUCUAACCUGCUUUCAAAAGGCUGUACAUGACUAUGAGUGCCAAAGGAGCAUCUCGAAGACAGCAGUGAGAAUGAGAAUGGUGGGAUUGACUGGUGGAAUAGCGUCUGGAAAGAGUACUGUCUCCAAUCUUUUCAAAACCCAUGGAAUUCCCAUUGUUGACGCCGAUCUCGUCUCACGCGACGUUUUGAAGAAAGAAGCCUGUGGAUAUAAGAAGGUUGUUGCAGCAUUUGGAGAGGAUAUCUUACAAGCUAAUGGGGAAGUGGAUAGGCCAAAAUUAGGCCAGAUAGUGUUCUCUGAUACUGCAAAACGUCAACUUCUUAAUAGGCUUUUGGCUCCUUAUAUCUCUUUUGGCAUCUUCUGGGAAACUCUGAAGCUAUGGUUGAAGGGAUAUAAAGUAAUUGUUCUUGAUAUCCCAUUGCUUUUUGAGACCAAGAUAGAUAAAUGGACAAAACCGACUAUUAUUGUAUGGGUUGAUAUGGAAACACAGCUUCAACGGCUUAUGGCAAGAGAUAAAUCCAGCGAGGAGGAUGCCAGAAAUAGGAUAAAUGCUCAGAUGGCCCUAGAUCUGAAAAGGUCCAAGGCUGACAUUGUCAUUGAUAAUACUGGUUCAUUAGAAGACUUGGAGGAACAAUUCCAGAAAGUAUUAUUGCAGGUUACUAGGCCGUUGACGCUGUACGAGUUCUGGCUUUCUAGACAUGGUGCCUUGACAGCUCUUAUUUCCAUCAUAAUUGCUGUUGUUCUGGGUAAAACUGUCCACUGGAUAUUAUAGUUGUAAAUUUCAAACUCUUACUGCUUGAUAUUUUGAAGUGCAUUUCAUUUCUUGAAUCUACAUUUCA